Messenger RNA from Penicillium vulpinum, 762 nucleotides. Its product is annotated as putative allergen. Gene Ontology annotation, molecular function: IgE binding. Bases 1 to 762 code for a protein of 253 amino acids. The transcript has a single exon. The record is from RefSeq and is a predicted model, not a curated record. NCBI's taxonomy places the organism in Eukaryota, Fungi, Ascomycota, Eurotiomycetes, Eurotiales, Aspergillaceae. Gene Ontology annotation, cellular component: extracellular region.
AUGCAGUUCGCCAAGUCUCUCAUUCUGCUCGCAGCCCUCACUGGCAGCACUCUGGCCAGACCCUCUACCUUUGAGCGCCGCCAGGCCGCCGCAACAGGCUCCAGCUCCGGCAGUGACUGGACCUCUACCCCUUCCAGCGGCUCAUACUCCACCGCUGGCUUCGGUGGCACCACCAGCUCCUCGGGCUCUGGUGAAACCUACUCCGGCAACGUGGGCAGCCCCUACGGCAGCAACAUCAUCAGCAUUGACGCCGCCUCCGCUCCCAACUACAAGUACGUUGCGCAGUUCACCGGCUCCAACACCGAAGACUGGACCGUUGCCGUCUUCAACAAGUACGGUCCCGAUGGCAAGAUGACAGGCUGGUUCGGCAACGCCUGCGAGACCUUCACUCUUGCCCCCGGCGAGACCAAGUACGUUGCCUUCGAUGAGGACACCAAUGGUGGCUGGGCCGCCGCUGCAGGUUCCUCCAUCCCCACUGAUACCUACGGUGGCUACGCCUCCACCUGGGGCGAGUUCGACUUCGGCUCCACUACCAACAGUGGCUGGUCUGGAUUCGAUGUCUCUUGUAUCUCUGCACAGAAUGCCGGCAUGUCCAUCUCCGGUAUGAAGAUCUGUGACGCCCUUGGCUCUGUUUGCUCUUCUAUUACCAAGGAUGCCGGUAUCGUCGAUAACGCUUAUACCUCUGCUGAGACUCCUAUCGGUGGCAUUGGUGCCAACUUGGGCGCUGGUCCUGCUCGUCUGGCUGUCACCAUUGACUACUAG